Messenger RNA from Penicillium angulare, 1203 nucleotides. Its product is annotated as putative extracellular exo-polygalacturonase. The record is from RefSeq and is a predicted model, not a curated record. The coding region runs from base 1 to 1203 and encodes 400 amino acids. Gene Ontology annotation, molecular function: polygalacturonase activity. The transcript is spliced from 2 exons. Lineage: Eukaryota; Fungi; Ascomycota; Eurotiomycetes; Eurotiales; Aspergillaceae. Gene Ontology annotation, biological process: carbohydrate metabolic process.
AUGGCGAAGUCCAAUGCACUGAAGCUUUUAGGCUUUAUGUCUACAAUUUCAUUCGCUUUUGCCCUUCCUCCAACCCAGGCCCUCAAUGCUCGCGCUUCGACCUGCACUCCCGUCGCAGGCGGGUCUUCCUCAACAGAUGACGUCCCUGCCAUAACAUCAGCAAUAGCAUCAUGUGGCUCUGGUGGAACUAUUGUAAUUCCAGCAGGCACAACAUACUACCUCAACAGUGUACUCGAUUUUGCUGGCUGCAGCGGCUGCGACUUUCAAAUUGAAGGGUUACUCAAAUUCGCGUCCGACACAGAUUAUUGGGAAGGACGCACUGCGAUGAUUAAUGUCAAGAAUAUUGACGGAAUCAAAAUUCGAUCUGUUACAGGUAGUGGCGUUAUCGACGGGAAUGGACAAGACGCAUGGGAUUUAUUCGCCUCAGACAGCAGCUACGCGCGUCCAACACUACUUUACAUAACUGGUGGCUCGGAUAUCACGGUCUCCGGUCUUAGGCAAAAGAACCCACCCAACGUCUUCAUUUCCGUCAAGGGUGACAGUACGAACGUUGCCUUCUCAGACUUGGAAUUGGACGCGACUUCGAAAAGUAGCAAUGCCCCUAAAAAUACUGAUGGGUUCGAUAUUGGCGCCAGCACAUAUGUCACCCUCUCAAAUAUCCAGAUCACGAACGAUGAUGACUGUGUCGCCUUCAAGCCAGGUGCAAACUAUGUUACUGUCACUGACAUAACCUGUACUGGAAGUCAUGGGCUAUCUGUUGGUUCAUUGGGCUCAAGUGGUGACGACACAGUGAAGAAUGUGUACGUGUCUGGGGCAAAGAUGAUUAAUUCAACAAAAGCUGCUGGGAUCAAGACGUAUCCCUCUGGCGGUGACCAUGGACUCUCAACCGUGACAAAUGUUACCUGGGAUGGUGUUGUGGUCGACGGAUGUGAUUAUGCAAUUCAGAUUCAGAGUUGUUAUGGUGAAGACGCGAGUUACUGUGAGGAUUAUCCGGGGGAUGCAGUUUUAACAGACGUGGUCUUCAAGGGAUUCAGUGGAAUGACACCGGGGGAAGUUACAGGUAAUUUGGAUUGUGGUGCUAAUGGAACCUGCGGAGUGACUGUUGUUGAUUAUACGGUGGUGGGAUCAUCGGGGAGUGAAGUUCUUUGUGCGAAUACCCCGAGUGAUCUUGGGAUUACAUGUACAUCUGGGGCAUCAGGGUAG